Chanos chanos (milkfish) is the source of this 1428-nucleotide messenger RNA. RefSeq names its product occludin b (gene oclnb). The record is from RefSeq and is a predicted model, not a curated record. The transcript is spliced from 8 exons. Gene Ontology annotation, biological process: bicellular tight junction assembly. Bases 1 to 1428 code for a protein of 475 amino acids. Gene Ontology annotation, cellular component: bicellular tight junction; cytoplasmic vesicle; apical plasma membrane. Lineage: Eukaryota; Metazoa; Chordata; Actinopteri; Gonorynchiformes; Chanidae.
AUGCCUUCAAGGAAAAGUGAACCACCUCCCUAUGGCUCCAACAAACAUCGGAACAGAUCUGCCCAUACCAUCUCAUACUACCCCAACGAUGAACUCCUGCACUACUAUCGUUGGACUUCUCCUCCAGGAAUCAUUAAAAUCAUGUCUAUCAUCAUUAUCAUCAUGUGUGUGGCUAUCUUUGCCUGCGUGGCCUCAACUCUAGCCUGGGAUUAUGACAUGAACAACUUUGGCUUGGGAGGGCUUGGAGUUGGUGGGUCGUAUGGUGGGGGCAUUGGAGGUGGUUACGGAGGUGCUUACGGUGGAAGUUACGGUGGAAGUUAUGGUGGAAUAGGCAGUUCUUACGGUUCCGGCCUGGGAGGUUCCUAUGGUUACGGCUAUGGAGGGGGAACCCAAAUGGACCCUAAGUCGGGCAAAGGCUUCAUGAUCGCCAUAGCGGCCAUCACCUUCAUCGCCAUCCUCAUCAUUUUCAUCCUGGUCAUCUCCCGUCAGAGUUCGGCCAAGUCGCCCACUUUCUACUUGGCAGCCAUCAUCAUCAGCGCCAUUUUGGCUCUGCUGAUGCUCAUUGCCACCAUUGUCUAUCUGGUUGCAGUGAACCCCACGGCUCAAAGCUCAGGAUCAAUGAUGUACAACCAGAUACGACAGCUCUGUGCCCAGUACCAGACUCAGACCCAGGCCUCUGGUAUCUUCAUCAACCAGUACAUGUACCACUACUGUGUGGUAGAACCCCAGGAGGCCAUUGCCAUUGUUCUUGGCUUUCUGGUCGUGGUGGGACUGAUCAUCUUGCUGGUGUUUGCGGUGAAAACCCGAAGCAGCAUCCGUCGCUACGGUAGAGACCGUGUGCUGUGGGAGGAGGUGAAGAUGUUGGGGGAUGUUGGUCAUCACAGCAUUGGAGAAUGGGUCAAUAAUGUAUCAGGGGAUCCAGAGGCUUUGGUCAAUGACUACAACCCCCAUGUUGGGGGUUCGAGAGAAUACCUGGAUGAGAGCCCCGAUGUGGAGAAGCCCAUUUAUCUACCUGGAAGUUCAGAUCUGAGCUCCGUGACCGGGCUGAAGGGGAGGUUUAGAGACUAUGACACUGCUGACUCUGGAGAUGAGCUGGAUGACAAUGAUUUUGACAGUGAGUACCCUCCCAUAGUGAGCGACGAUGAGCGUCUGGACUAUAAGCGUGAUUUUGACCAUGAUCACAUGGAGUACAAGCGUUUGCAGGCAGAGCUGGACGACAUUAACAUGGGCCUGUUAGAGGUGGACCGGGAACUGGACAGACUCCAGGAAGGCAGUCCCCAGUAUUUGGAUGCGAUGGAUGAAUACAAUAGACUGAGGAAUCUGAAGAAGUCCCCGGAGUACCAGCUGAAGAAGAGGAGAUGUAAAUACCUGAAGGCAAAGCUCGCCCACAUCAAGAAACGGGUCAGCGACUAUGACCGCAGGCCUUGA